Anguilla anguilla (European eel) is the source of this 2603-nucleotide messenger RNA. RefSeq names its product GRB2-associated-binding protein 2-like. The record is from RefSeq and is a predicted model, not a curated record. Lineage: Eukaryota; Metazoa; Chordata; Actinopteri; Anguilliformes; Anguillidae. Bases 400 to 2484 code for a protein of 694 amino acids. The transcript has 10 exons.
UUAUCCAUGGGCGGCUCGUCCCUGAGCGGGCGUGGUAUGAGCAGGGAAACAAACAGCUCAGACCUUACUUCCUACAUCACAGCAACUCACUGGUGCUCUAUGCCAUAGAUACGGAUCUAAGGAACCCGCCACCUCCUUGUAUUCGUUUAACAGACACGGUUAGGUCAUAUACGGAGGUGGGGUGGCUGUUAUGCGCUAGGACAUAGCAGGACAAACAACGGAGUCAUUUCGUUGCUAUAUAUGGGGCACCGGGUUGCGCUGAAGUGUGCCCGGCAACGACAGCCCUGCUUUUCCCAUUUCAGUACAAACUGAAUGGGAGAGGGCAUCGGAGUUGGCUACUCCUGUGUGCACCCUUAAACGCUGGAAUCUGAGGAAAUUUUGACAGGAACACUGUCAACAAUGAGCGGAGAAAUUAUCUGCCAAGGAUGGCUGAGAAAGUCGCCACCAGAGAAAAAACUACGAAGAUAUGCCUGGAAGAAGCGCUGGUUCAUCCUGCGCAGCGGGAGGAUGAGCGGCGACCCCGACGUCCUGGAGUACUACAAGAGCGAGCGCUCCAAGAAGCCGCUGCGCGUCAUCGACCUGCACUGCUGCGAGCAGGUGGACGCCGGCCUCACCUUCAAGCGCAAGGAGUUCCCGGAGAGCUUCGUCUUCGACAUCAAGACCGCCGACCGCACCUUCUACCUGGUGGCCGAGACCGAGGAGGAGAUGAACAAGUGGGUUCGCUGCAUCUGCCAGCUCUGCGGCUUCAACCAGUCGGAGAACCACGAUGGUGGAGGGAGAUCAGCGAUGCACGUGCCGCGCUCUAUCGCCUCGGACCUGAGGGGACACACGGCCCCCCUCCUUGGAGACCGCAAGUCCUCCGGCACCGCCCACUCCAGUCAGCCCCUCCUCUUCACAUUCGACCUGCCCGCUCGCCACGGCAACGGCGCCCUGUCCAACAGCGCCCCCCAGGACUACCUCUUCCUCCACCAGUGCAUGAGCAGGAAGGCCGAGAACUCCAGGAGCGCCAGCUUCUCCCAGGCGGCGCGAUGCGGGCUGCUGGCAGGAAGUGACCCGGCUGUGCAGAAGCUCCCCUACGGCCCCGCCCACUGCCCCAACGGCGCCGGCGGCCAGCCGUCCGGCUUCAACAGCCUGCCAAAAACGGGCCGCCGUCGGCUGCCGUCGGUCCGCGACGGCUCGCCGCGGGACCCCUGCUACGACCUGCCCCGGGGCUACAGCCCGGAUGGGCGGGGCCGGGAGGCGGAGCUCAAGGACGUGUACGCCUUCAAGACCCCCAGCGGCGCCCCGGCCGCCGCGCCCCCUUCGUUGCCUAGCAACGACAACUACGACCUCCUCCCCUCUCCCCCCGGGUCCGUCUACCAGACGCCGCGCACCUUCGACAAGAACCACAACGCCCUGGGCCCGGCCGUCCCAGAAUCCCCCGGGGCGGAGCCCCCGCCCAGGCCCCCCAAACCCAGCCAGGGGUCCGAGCAGCAGCCGAACCAGCGGUGGGGGAGCCCCCAGUCCCUCGGGGAGCAGAACGGGGAGGCGGCCGCCCCGUCCGUCGCCUCACGAAGGAACACCCUCCCCGCGGUGGAGAACAUCCGCCUCCACAGAGGUUCCUCAUUUGAGAACAGUGAUCACCAUCGAAAGUAUUAUCUCAGUAACUCUGGCGCAUCCGCGGAUUCCAUCAGUAACGGGUUCACCUCCAACAUGAGAGCCAAGCCCACCUUGAAUCGCUCGGACAGCGGCGACUCCGAGGACAACUACGUGCCAAUGAACCCAGGCUCCGCCUCCUCGCCCUUUAACUCCGCCCAGGCCGGCCCCGCCCCCUCUCCCUUUAACCCCGCCCAGGCCGACAGCCCCCAGAACAUCUACAUUCCCAUGAGCCCCGGCCCGCACCACUUUGACUUUCCGGGCUUUUCCGCCACCCUUCCCGCCCGCAAGGGCAGCACCGCCUCCCUCUGUCACCGCCCCGGCCGCCUGAGCGACAUAACUCCGCCCCCCAUCAACCGCAACCUUAAGCCGGACAGGAAGUCAAAGCCAACUCCCCUGGACCUGAUGACCAACGGCAUUAUCGACGAGCUGCCCUUCAAGAGCCCCAUCACCAUGUCCUGGACCCGACCCGCGCCCGUCCUGAACCCCAUUUCCUCCCUGCACUGUCGCCCCAUCUCCACGCAGAGCAUCACCAGCACGGACUCCGCUGACAGCGAGGAGAACUACGUGGCCAUGGUCAGCCAGAACCCAGCAUCUACCUCACCAGCAGUGAGUGGCACCAGCAGCCCCGCCCCCAGGAAGUGUGGAAACGUCGACUAUCUGGACCUGGACUUCCAGCCCGGGUCUGUCAGUCCGCACAGAAAGCCCUCCACCUCUUCGGUGACGUCAGACGAGAAGGUGGACUACGUGCAGGUGGACAAGAAGAAGACGCAGGCGCUGCAGAGCACCAUGCAGGAGUGGACCGACGUGCGGCAGUCCACUGAGCCCGCCAAGGGCGUCAAGUCGUGACAGUGAGCCGCCCGCCAGGGAUCACGCUGUCAUCGCGGGAGAGCAACGGCUCCCACACACACAAACUUACACGCGAACUCACAGGACCACACAUGCACACACAUACACACGCACGCACA